AUGUUUACUCUGAUCACUCUUCUUGGUGCAACCCAGCUCGCUCGCGCCUCGAGUGCGCCCAAAUCCUACGACUAUGUCAUUGUGGGUGGCGGGCCAGCAGGUCUCCUCAUGGCGAACCGUUUGUCUUCCAAUCCGGAUACUACAGUUGCUGUGAUCGAAGCAGGAGAUUCUGCAUACAACAACUCAAAUGUCAGCUCUAUUACAGAAUACGGUGCAGGUCUCAACACCCAGGUCGACUGGGGUUAUGUCAGUGUACCGCAGAUAUCCAACCGCACGUUAUUAUACCACCAGGGUAAGGCGCUGGGAGGCACCACAACGAUCAAUGGUAUGACAUACCUCCGAGCGGAGAAGACUCAGAUUGAUGCGUGGGAAGAGUUGGGAAAUGAGGGCUGGAACUGGAACAGUAUGUGGCCGUUCUAUCUUGAUCAUGAAGCUUUCCAGAAGCCAAGCAAAGAGCAGCAAGAGAAAGGCGCAACAUACGACGAAGAAUUGCAUGGAUUCAAUGGUGAUGUCGGUGUGGGAUUCACUCCGUAUCUUAUGGGUCAAGGCGUGUUUGACAUACUCAAGAAAACUUCACAAGCCCUCGACUAUCCGUUCAAUGCAGACCCGAAUGGUGGCAGUAUGCGUGGGACCUCACUUUGGCCGAUGACGCUUAACACUACCACAAAAACACGCGAAGAUGCUGCAACUGCGCUAUAUUAUCCGAUUGCAAAAGAAAGACCGAACUUGCAUGUGUACCUCAGCACGAUCGCAACACGCCUUGUCUGGGACAAGAGCUUGUCAGCGAAUACUGGUCUGGUUGCCUCGGGUGUGGAGGUGAUUACUCCUAGAAACAAGACUGAGACACUGCGUGCAAAAAAAGAAGUUAUCAUCUCUUCAGGAUCAAUUCGCUCACCUGCACUGCUUGAGCACUCAGGAGUUGGCAACCCAGCUGUUCUUGGACCCCUCGGAAUUGAACAGGUCAUUUCACUUCACACUGUGGGUGCAAAUUUACAAGAUCAGCCGCAAUCGGCAAUCAUGUACACUUCUUCGACGAAUUGGACAGGAUACCCUACAUUCGUGAGCUAUCUCACGGCGUCUGACCUUUUUGGCGAUGAUCUGCCUAUCCUCAGGGCUGAGCUCAAUGCCAACAUCAGUGCGUACGCAUCGACCAUUAUCACAGACUAUGCGCCAAACACAACUACUCCUGAAGUCCAAGAACGUCUCCUGAAGCACCAGAUAGACUUGUUGUUUGACCCUAAUAGUACGAUUCCGCUGACAGAACUUCUCUGGGCUCCCACUGAGAAUGCGAUCGUUGUGGUUUUCUGGAAUCUACUGCCGUUCUCUCGAGGCUCAGUCCACAUUACCUCUCCUGACCCCACGAUCCCACCGGCGAUAGACCCGAGGUUUCUCCAACUUCCUAUCGACACGUAUGUUCAGGCCGCAACUGCAAUACGUGUACGCGAGUUCUUCGCGACGGCACCACUGUCCACUCACGUUGGUGUCGAGCUCGAACCUGGAUUCGAGACAAUUCCUGCAAGCGCAGGCUGGCGAGAUUCCACUUGGAAGGAAUGGAUUACACAGAAGUACUCGACCAAUUUGCACCCCAUCAGUACGUGUGCGAUGAUGAGUAAGGUCCUGGGAGGCGUUGUAGAUGCGAAGGGACGGGUGUACGGAACAAGUAAUGUCAGGGUUGUAGAUGCGAGCGUGAUGCCUACGCAAGUCAGUGGGCACCUGACGGCGAUUCUGUUUGCUACUGCACACUUGUUUGGUCACACCCUUCACCAGUGGGGGCAAAGCACAACAAGCUUUGGAACGCAAUCUCAACACGACUUCGAGAUGUCGUCACUCAUGACCAUACCCCGCGAGCUGCGCGAUCAGAUCUGUACAUAUGCUCUCCUGGCCCAGACAAACGAACCUCCUCUACUCGAAAAAGACUUCUAUGAGCUCAUCAAGGGACGAACAAUCUACGCUCAGCCAAAGAUGUUCUCCUGGACUGAUGUUGUGCUCUACCAGCUGGAGGGUAACAUCUCCAACGCCUCCAGCCUUUUACGAGUCAACCAUCAACUACAUGCCGAAACUCUGGAGAACCUCAAAUUCAUUCCAGAAGCCCGCACGUACGACCUAGAUGUGGUUAUCCUGGAUGAGGUUCUCCCCCUGCCGACGUGGCUCCGCGUCCCAGCUCUUACUUCAAGCAUCGACGUUUUGAAUGCCACAUUUCGCAUUUCGGGCAACUUCACUACUAUGGGAGGAAGGCGUGGGCAUGCAUACUCCCAACUCGGGGUCUACAAUGGAUGGAGAGUGGGCGACGGUGGGCCCCCAGCUAUGACUUGGCAGAUAUACAGCUUGCUGGGGCGCUUCAUUAGAGUCGGACCGACUGGAGAGCGAGCUACGGACAAAGAACACAAACAUGUCAUCGUCAAAACACUCUGCAUAGAUGUCAAGUCCCCGCCUAGCGUUGAUCCCAGUCGCUUUGGCAAGCCCAAAAGCGGUCGUGGUUGCAACUGGGAUGAGGAACCGGAGCACGUUCUGGAUCCACAGUAUCUUGUGGACUUUCUCGUUGAACAGAUAGACUGGCUACUGAGUGGGGAUCAUGGUCAUGAGUGGUUCAGCUAUGGGAUGAUCUUGUAUGAGCACGUGGAUGAGAUCAUCGUGUCACAAGACAAUAAGCACAUGCGUACGUGGGACGUUGCGACACAUCUAAAACACGUGGAUGGCUUUGAUGAGCGAUAUUUCUCAGCGGAGCGGGUGAAGGAGUAUAAGAGGAAGACCUGGCAAUGGAGGAAGGCGAGAGGUUUACGAGUUCUGGAUGGAUGAGUGCGCUGUGAUUGGGAUGUGGUUUCGUGGGCCAUAGGUGAAGGUUUAAUCAGUGUCAUUCGGUUGUUAAUUAGCUAAAGCAGCCAGUUGAGGUGAUUCAG
This is a messenger RNA of Dothidotthia symphoricarpi CBS 119687, 2897 nucleotides long. Its product is annotated as GMC oxidoreductase. The transcript is spliced from 3 exons. The record is from RefSeq and is a predicted model, not a curated record. Lineage: Eukaryota; Fungi; Ascomycota; Dothideomycetes; Pleosporales; Dothidotthiaceae. Bases 1 to 2796 code for a protein of 931 amino acids. Gene Ontology annotation, molecular function: flavin adenine dinucleotide binding; oxidoreductase activity, acting on CH-OH group of donors.